This is a messenger RNA of Cuscuta epithymum, 2169 nucleotides long. NCBI's taxonomy places the organism in Eukaryota, Viridiplantae, Streptophyta, Magnoliopsida, Solanales, Convolvulaceae. The record is from the annotation of a GenBank genome assembly.
UUUUGCCUUCUCAAGCCUUUCGUUCCUUUAUAAAAAUUAUUCCACUUUCAUUUGUUCUUCUCGAUCACAUUUUUAUGUUAUUUCCUUUCUUCCCCUAGCCAUCAGUACACACGACUCUAUCACCUUCUGGUUUUUUCAUCUUGUUUUUCCCUUUAUUUUUAGUUUCUUCCUCAUUUUUCUGUGCACUCUAUUAUCUCAAUUUGAUAGAGUUUGAAACUCAUUUGAUGCAGAAUUUUACUUUUAUUGGAUCUUACUGCUAAGAAAUAAUACAAUCUCUCAGAUGCACAUCUACAGCUAAAUGAAUAAACACCAAUGGUGGAGAAGUUGAGUUCUGGCUGCCAUGGUUCCCGAUCACAGCUAAAUAGAAAGUGCUUCACUUUCCUUGUGGGUAGACAAGGUUAUUGGUGAAAAGGCAGGGGAAAAUUUACGCCAUGUCACAUCACCAGCCUGGCCCCCAUUGUGGAUCUGUUGUAUCAUUUCUUCCGGUUGUCCCCGUAUGGGCGUACGGGGUAUCUUACCCUGGUCACCCGCCCGCCCAUGGUCCUGUUCGCGAAUAACGCUGGGAAUCCGGACGGCUGGCAGGAGCGGUUCUUCCUCGCUGAAAUAGGCUCCCCGAUGCCAUUUUCUGAUAGAUGGAAUGCUUAUCCGGUGAAGUCCGGCCCGCCGCCUAUGACGGACGAGGAGCUCGGAUAUGCCAAGCGUAUAGCCGGCCUUGGCAUCCAGAACCUCCGGUUGCUGGUGGCCGAGCCUUUCGUAGCUCGGGCAGGAUUAGGAGUUUUUCCGCAUCCUUCCUCCAUGGGACGUUCCAAUAAUAUCCCCAUUAUCCCUGGCCGUCAAGGAAAGAAUCAAGAUAAGGAGAGGAGGCCGCUCGUCCCCAAGGUCGAGCUCCGGGUGACGAGGUCCCGGACCGAGGGUGCUUCAAAUCUUGGCCCCUUUUAAAAAAGAUCAUGUCAUGUGGGAACGGCCUCCAAGGCCAUUAUUGUAGCUGAUGAUUCUGAUGAGGAGCCUGGGAGCCCUCUUAAGCGGAAACAAGCUUCUAACUUUCUAAGAGCAAACCCCCUCCAUCUCCGCCAAAGAAUUCAAACGUUCAUCGUCUUAGGGAUGAAGGUGCUCAUGAUAUCCGCUCUUCUUCACCUCCAGAGGCCAGCAGGUCCUCCCUUGGCCUUAUUGAAUUCUCUGGGUUCGGCCCUCGCAAGGAGUCCAUGAUGCUAUUCGGUCAGACCGCCUCCUCCAUUUGGUGCGGGCUUAAUCUCAAGGUGCCUCAAGACUUUGCCGCUCAGAAGACCCCAGAAGAUCUUCUUGAGUGUGGCCAAAGCACUUUAGACAAGGCUGGCCUUUAUUUUCAUAGAGCCCGGAUGGCCUUCGAGCAGCAGGGGAGGGAUAUGGCCGCCCUGCGGGCUGAGUGCGAUGCCCUGCUGAAGAAUGCUCGGGGUAAGGUUGGGUCCCUUCAAGAGAAGGCUGAGGCACAUGAUAAGCUCGUCCAGGAGAAUGCCUCCCAAAAAGAGCUCAUCAGGAAGCAGAAGGCCGAGCUUGUGGACCUGCAUAGCCGUAUGUGGGCUGUUUCCCACGCCAGGAUUGAGGUUCGUCGCACUGGUGCAGACAAUCAUGUUCCGAUCUAUGAGGCUGAUGUCUCAAAGAUCAAGGAGUCUGGGUCCAUCGAAUUCCAGCAGUCCAAGGAUUAUACUGGUGCCGUACAGGUCAUGGUCAGGAAGCUCUUUCCCAAGUUCGUCGGGGAGUAUCUAGCUGUUUGCCCAUAUCCUUAUCUGAAUCGCAUCAAAUUGUUACAGGCCACCCCUACCGGAGAGCGCUUCCUCAACGAUCUUGCCGAAGACACCUACUUUAAAGGUAUGAUCGGCCUUGUGGCUGAGAAUCUCCCGGUCUUUGAGCGUCACUUUGGAGCUCCGUUUGAUCCUGCGGCGGCUGGGUUUGACUCGCUGAUGGUGGAUGCCUACAUGGGGGCCCUUGCGCUACUUCAAGAGCGUAAGGAUCGCGCGGAGGCCGAGGCCAAGGAAAUAGCGGUGCAGGUUCCUUUCAAGGUACCAACUCCAGACGUCGAUCAGGCCUGAUGCUCCGCUUGUCGCUUAGCACUUGUAUCAAUUUUGUCAUUCUUUACAUUUGUGUUCUGUAUUUUUCCAGCCGAAAGAGCUGAAGAAUAAAGAUCGAUUUUUC